AUGUCUACCGAAAAAGCUCGAACAAUCAAUGAGCAAAAAUAUCCAAAUCCGGCCGCAACGAGUACAGAUAUUCCAUCGAAAAAAUCCGAUGAAAUCGAUGAAGUUGUGCCAAAAAGUAAGAGUAACGAUCCAAAUCACAACAGUCUUAAUGAAAAUCUACGACAGAAAACUAACACUCCCAGCCAGCAGUCGUCAACCAAACCGAAAGGUCUUUCAGCAUUUGAAGCUGGAGCUCGCUCAGCGGUUCCUGAACUCGCUGAUUCACAUCCUAAAGAUAUUGGCAAAACCAAAGGUAUUGGCAAUACUAAAGAUCAUCCUGUUGACGAGACUAAAAAUGUGUUUGGUCAUUUGAAGGCAAGUUGA
This is a messenger RNA of Ambispora leptoticha, 363 nucleotides long. NCBI's taxonomy places the organism in Eukaryota, Fungi, Glomeromycota, Glomeromycetes, Archaeosporales, Ambisporaceae. The record is from the annotation of a GenBank genome assembly.